CCUGAAAUGAACUAGGAAAAACGGACAGUCAAGAAAAAUAAACCAAAGUUAAGUUUUGUCAGUUAGCAAUGUAUCUUGGUGCAUAGAACGGAUACCCAGCGUUCUUGUAGUGGGCCUCGGCAGCUCUCUCGUAGGCCUGUCUGGCCUUGUCAUAGGCCUUGCCAUUCCUGUAGCACAGAGCUGCUUUGUCGAAAGCAUGAGCUGCUCCUGCAUAGUCAGCACUCCACUUCAGCCAGUUUGUCUUCAAACUCUUCUCUGCCUCGAUUAUGAGCUUGUCUCCCUCUCUGACCUUAGCCUCGCCACCAGUAGCCAUGUUCUACUGCUGCAGCUUCUUGCAAAGCACAAGUACUAGUAAGCCAAAAAGAAGCGGUCCACCCUAAAGACUGUUCUAAUUUAACGACAGUAGGCGUGGCUUGCAGGUUUCAAUUUUACUGUGUAAUAAGGUAUCCCAAAUUGAGCACGCGGCCGAGGGGAUGGUCUACUAGCUGGCGGGCCUCCCUCGAGCUCUGUCCUUGUUUUUGCUGCCGUCCCGACUUCCUCCAAGUGUCACCUCCCUCUCCCACCACAUCUUCCUUCUCCGUGGAGAAAAAAUAGCGCCUGGAGUGAGAGCUCUAGCCAUGGCAGCAAGUGGUGUGUGGGCUAGAGUGUAUGCAGACGCCAACACACACAAGCCCAGGGACUACUGGGACUAUGAGGCCCAUCCCAUUGAGUGGGGGAACCAGGACAACUAUCAGAUAGUACGGAAGCUGGGUCGAGGCAAGUACAGCGAGGUCUUCGAGGCCAUGAACGUGGGUGCUGGUGAGAAAUGUGUCAUCAAAAUCCUCAAGCCGGUGAAAAAGAAGAAGAUAAAGAGGGAGAUAAAGAUUUUGGAGAACUUGAGAGGAGGACCCAAUAUUAUCGCACUGUUGGAUGUCGUCAAAGACCCGUGGUCAAGAACACCAGCUCUGAUAUUUGAGUAUGUGGACAAUACAGACUUCAAAACUCUGUACCAGAAGCUGACAGACUACGACAUUCGCUACUACCUGUACGAGCUGCUGCGGGCCCUGGACUACAGCCACAGUAUGGGCAUCAUGCACAGAGACGUCAAACCUCACAACGUCAUGAUCGAUCACAGUCACAGGAAGCUCCGUCUCAUUGACUGGGGUCUGGCAGAGUUCUACCAUCCCGGCCAGGGCUACAAUGUCCGGGUCUCCUCGCGCUAUUUCAAGGGCCCCGAGCUGCUGGCAGACUACCAGGAGUACGACUAUUCUCUGGACAUGUGGAGUUUUGGCUGCAUGCUAGCUAGUAUGAUAUUUCGCAAGGAGCCGUUCUUCCACGGUCACGAUAACUACGACCAGCUGGUGAGGAUUGCCAAAGUCCUUGGAACAGAGGAGCUCCACGACUACGUUGAGCGCUACAAGAUUGAUCUGGACCCCCGCUACUCUGACAUUCUCGGCAGACAUUCUCGCAAGCGGUGGGAGAAGUUUGUCCACAGUGAGAACCAGCAUCUGGUGAGCCGCGAGGCCCUCGACCUUCUCGACAAACUCCUGCGCUACGACCAUCGCGAGCGACUCUCCGCUCGGGAGGCCAUGGAGCACCCUUACUUCUAUCCGGUCCUGAAAGAGGCGGCCAUGAAUGCAGCUGGACCGACUAAUGUCACUCCCUCCUCCCUGCCUUCAGGUGCUUCCCCCUUCCCAAUAGCUGGUGGUCCUGAAACCCAACAGGUUCGCGAAGGUCUUCAGGACAUUCGGGAAGAAGCAACGGGCGGAGCUCAGAACGGCAGCCAAUGACAUCAUCAUUACAUCACUCCCCUAGCAAACUUUCUUUCGGAUGAUGCUUUUCUGUAACUGGUGACCUCGUGUCAAAAUGUAUCAUAUUGUAUGUAUUACACAUCACCUGUAUGUUAUGUUCAUUAUUACACGUCAUCAAUAGGUACAAUGCAGGCUCUGCAGCAUGCACAAACACAUCGACAUUUGUAUAUCCGUCUACAUUGAUUUUGUGAUGAAACCAUUGUAGUAUACAUCAGGAACGAAAAUGCCAUUUCACGCACGAGGAAACCUGUUCAUGGUAGUCUAAGUGCUUA
Molecule: messenger RNA, 2062 nt
Organism: Geodia barretti
Lineage: Eukaryota; Metazoa; Porifera; Demospongiae; Tetractinellida; Geodiidae
Source: the annotation of a GenBank genome assembly